Spodoptera exigua (beet armyworm) is the source of this 738-nucleotide messenger RNA. The record is from the annotation of a GenBank genome assembly. Lineage: Eukaryota; Metazoa; Arthropoda; Insecta; Lepidoptera; Noctuidae.
AUGGAUAGUUAUGGUUACCCCUAUCCACCACCGUUUCCAUCGAUGCGACCGCCUGAAGAAUACCCUGAUCAUGGAGAUGGUUUCGGUGACUAUUAUGGACAACCUGCUUUGAAUGAUGGUCGGGAUAAAGGGAGACAUAGUCGAUUGAAACAACGAAAACGUAAAACGAGGGAGUCCAAACAUUCAAGAUCUCGAAGUGGCAGUGCAAGAAGAUCUCGUUCAAGAUCCAGAUCUCAUUCCAGAACGCGGUCAAAGUCAAGAUCUCGGUCCAGGUCGCGAUCCCGAUCUAAAUCUAGGUCCCGAUCCCGAUCCCGCACACGAUCACGAAGUCGCAGCCGCUCACAAUCUGGCACACGUAACCGUGAGCUGAACUACAAGGAGCCAGGGUUUCUAGAUGCCUUUAGAGUUUUAUAUUUGACCCCAAGCAGGAGCCGAAAGAACCCAUCAAAAUUCUUGGCGACGAGAAAGCGCCACGACCGUAUCGAGGAGAUUCUUAAGAGCGAUGGUUUAGGAUCCAAGCGGUGGCUGUUCUACCCGAGGUCGAGAAACAGGAGUGAGCCCAUUGUCGAUGCUGUCGCAGGAACCAGGGAUAAUGUUGAUCAAAGAGUCAAGGUCGAUGCAGACUUCUUCAGGAAAUACAAGAAGAGUAGGAAGGUUGACAAUGACGCGCCCAUUGCAAAGCUGAAGCGAUGGGAACUGAUAUUAUAUAAGAAGCUAGGGUUUAUACAAGCUGUUUAA